Messenger RNA from Sungouiella intermedia, 2418 nucleotides. Lineage: Eukaryota; Fungi; Ascomycota; Pichiomycetes; Serinales; Metschnikowiaceae. The record is from the annotation of a GenBank genome assembly.
AUGGAAGCUCUCUCUGCUCCACAAAAUGGAGCACCCGUCCCGGUCAAACAACCUGUGAGUUCACUUACAAAGCUUUUAAGCGAGAAUAACUCUGCUGCUGUCUCGCAGAAUGCGCUGCUGACGUCCCUAAAUAAUUACUCGAGGUCCGACACCGUCACCCCGAUCCCAAAUGUCAUUCCAGAGCAUGAGGUCGUUGAUAAGCUCGAGGACCUCUCGAUCAACAACAAUAGUGUUGGCCAUAGCCCCACACUGCUCAUGAUUUCGCCUAGAACCCAAUUGGAUGAACUGGCCACGUCGAUUCCAGGCGUUCUGCCUCUGCAGAGAGCCCCCGUGGUCGUUACCGGUGGCUUCGAAUCAUCUUCUCCAAAUGAGACGGCAACUUCUCGCAUGUACUUUAACCAAAGACAGCCCCUUGGCCGUGCACCAUCCGGUCCAAUGAGUCCCAGGAUCAACAGAACAAAUUCCGUUUCUCACACUUCGUUCUUUUCCACUGGUGGAUACGGAGGUGAGAGUUUGUCCUCGUCUAUCCCAUACGGAGCUCCUGGCGGCCGCAAUGGUCAAGGUUCGUCUCUUGGCAAGUCCAAUGGCUUCGGAAGCUCGUCUAACCUCUCCAACGCCUUGCGCGGGUCCACUCCAUCCCAGGAUCACGUACCCAAUUUGCCAAAUGGUCAGCCUAUCCUGUCUAUUCACUUCCAGUCUCCUCAGGUGAAUUCUGCAUCCAUCGAGCCUAGAUUUGUGAUUUCCAAGCAGAGAGUUGCACAGGCUCAAGCACAGGCUCAAGCUGCAUCUUUGGGCACUUCGGGCCGUCUGGGCUCACAGUCCAGUCUUUCGUUCUUCUUCUCGAAGAAAGGUUCUAAAAGCAGUGCAUCUUCCACCGAUUUGGGCUCUUUCUAUAAUAAUGCUGUCCCUGAGAAUAAUGUGUUUGCAACUUCUCCUUCGUCGACUUCUUCAACGGAGUCUGCAAAUCCAUACAGCACGUCAAGGCACAAUUCGAUGGCAAACUUGAAAAGAUUCUUCAAGAAAGGCAAUCCAUCUCCCUCGCAACCCAUCCCUGUGGGCAACAUGUCAUCAUCUUUACGUUCUAGCCAGUUGAACUCUUCCAACGCCACUCCAGUGAGCAGCUCCUUUUUCAAUACCACUUACUCAGCGCAUUCGGUGACAUCUGCUAACUCGGAAGCUUCAUACUCGCAUUCUCCAGGUGGCUUCGUUGUCGGAUCUGCAACUGUUAGUAGAACCCCCUCGUUGGUUCGCGGACCACAGGAUCGAAAGGGAUCAGUCCUGGCAUUGCUUAACCAGCACCACAACCAGCUUCCAUUCUCCAAGAGAUACAGUAAGUUCGGCGAUAGCUUGGGUGCUGGUGCUGGUGGAUCUGUCAAGCUUGUCACCAGACUUUCAGACAAAAAAGUAUUUGCUGUGAAGGAGUUCAGGGCAAAAUAUCAAAAUGAGAGCAAGAGAGAUUACGCCAAAAAGAUCACCGGUGAGUACUGUAUCGGUUCCACAUUAAAGCAUCCCAACAUUAUCGAAACAGUUGAAAUUUGCUAUGAAAACGAGCGUAUCUUGCAAGUCAUGGAGUACUGCGACUAUGAUUUGUUCGCUAUUGUCAUGUCCAAUCAGAUGUCCAGAGAAGAAAUCAACUGUUGUUUCAAGCAAAUUUUGUCAGGAGUUAAUUACUUUCAUUCCAUGGGUCUUGCUCACAGAGAUUUGAAGUUGGAUAACUGUGUUAUUGACUCUCGUGGUAUCGUUAAAAUCAUUGAUUUCGGUUCUGCUGUUGUAUUUUCUUAUCCAUUUACUAAAACAUUGAUUGAAUCACUGGGAGUUGUUGGUUCUGAUCCUUACCUUGCCCCAGAGGUUUGUGUGUUCAACAAGUACGACCCAAGACCUGUGGAUGUGUGGUCUGUUGCAAUAAUAUACUGCUGCAUGAUGCUCAAGAAGUUUCCUUGGAAGGUUCCUAAGUUGAUUGAUAACAGUUUCAAGUUGUUUGCUACUCGCAACGACGGCAUUCCCCUUAAUGAGACACUUCUUCAAACUAAAGAGCAGAGAGCCGAAGCGGCUGGAACUGAUUUCAGCAAUGAAAUCAUCAAUGAGACAAUCGAAGUGGAAGCUCCUGCAAAUGGAACAAUUGAAGGAAGCGCACACACUUCCAACGAGAUCGGCGCAGGCAGAUUGUUACUUGCAUUGCCAGAGGACUGUCGUCCAUUGAUUGGGCGAAUGGUUGACUUGGCCCCUGCCUGCCGUAUUUCUGUCGAAGAGUGUUUCGAGGAUGAGUGGUUGAAAUCCGUGAACAUGUGUUCAGUUGAGGAACGCAUCAAUUCUGACGGAAGCGUUGAAUACCAGGUGUUCAAGUGUGACGACCAUGAGCACACCACCGUGGACCAGUCUAAGGCUCACAUCGCCGCCUUUGACAAGAAGAAAAAGUGA